AUGGCCGCCUGUCCGCGGGUGUCUCUGCUCCAGAGGAGCCCCUCCUCCCCAGUGGUGUGCCAUGCUACAGGCUUCUACCCUAACAGGGUGGUGGUGUUCUGGAAGAGAGACGGCCAGGAGCUCCAUGAGCAGGUGGACCCCGGGGAGGUCCUCCCCAACCACGACGGGACCUUCCAGGUCAGCGUGGACCUGGACCUCACGGCCGUCCCACAGGAGGACUGGCGGAGGUACGAGUGUGUGGUCCAGCUGAAAGGCAUCGAGGACAUCUCCACCCCCCUGGACCACAUCAUGACCAACGGGGAGGACAAUCACAUCCUUGCUUUCAUCCUCACUGGAGUUGCUGUUCUUGCUGUUGUUGCUGCUGCUGCUGUUGUUGGAGUCUUUCUGUACCAGAAGAGGAACGAUUCAGACAAGCGUCACAAACCAGUUGGUUCUGUAACCAGCUCUGAGAACACUGAGGGGCAGAAUCCGUCUCCUGAGGCCCAACCUCUGACCACAGUUCAAAGUUAAAUCAUGAAGAGGCUUCUCACGUUCACCUUCAGACACGUGCCGUCCAUAUGGGCAGGUGGGGCAGCAAACUACUUUCAAAAGCAUCCUCCCAAAGAAAAGCGAGUGGUGUUGCUCCUGGGAUUAACAGUGUUGAGUUUCUGCUAAAAAUAAAAACCUUUGAGAGGUUAAAAUUGGAAGACCGGAUAUAAACAUUAUCCAAAAAACGAAGGAUAGGGGGAAAACGUACAAAAUAACUUUGUGUGUGAACAUGACAAGGAGUGAUAUGGACCACGAAUGUGAAGCAUGUAUAUAUAUAUAUAUAUAUAUAUAUAUAUAUAUAAUGUAUAAAGAAAUAUAAUAAUGUAUCAUACAGUAUUAUAUAUGUAUAUAAUAUAUACAUAUUACAAAAACAAAUUUUGGGUCUGGUCAUACGCCAGUAGUUUCUGCCCCACUGAAAUUUAGGAUCACCGCACGCUACUGUUCAGCUUCCUAAACCAGGAUGGAGUGCACUCAAGGUGAAAUGUAACGUAAAUUGCUCCCAGGUGAAUCGUGACGUUCUCUAAUGAAGGGAAAUGUAUGACACGUUAGAUCUACCAACGAUCAACCAGUUUACUGAAGUAGGUCAAGGGUGCAACUCAUGAAGAUAUUUGUGUAAUGUGGAUGAGAAUUUGUGGCCCAACUGACAGGAACAUGAGAGGGGUGGGAAGCCUGCACUGUACUUCCUACAGCACUGCAUGUACAGUUUACUCUAAGUUGAUUGUCCUAUGUUCACAUUUCUAAUUUUGUAUGUAUCGCAAUGACAUGGUCUGUCAACAAACUACAGUACAGACAGUAAAAGCGUAAAUGUGAAUCUUGUCCAGUCUCUUGCAAUCAAUCUCCCACAUACACUAAGGGGUAACUUACAAUUUACAAUAAUUGUCAUCAGAACUUUUGCCAUAGUUUACAUCAGAACAUCCCUCCAGAGUACACUGUUAUAUUGACAACAUGACUAAGAAAUGUGACUUUUCCGUCUUUUCCGUACACAAUGACACAAGGACUUGUCAUUCUGAUGGCACUGACACGUUCAUUGACACAGAUAUUUACUUUUGAGAGAUGAACUAAGAAUUUUGAGGAACUAAGGAUUUUCGCAUAAUCCAUGGUGUUUUGCUAUUUGUACGAGUUGUUUUGAGCAAUGCACUUACUGUUUUGCAAAUGUUGAGGAAGAUUCGAGAAAUGUACUAAAGCCAGAGAAAAACGGUAAAGUCACAACCCAUAGCCCAAGGGACCAGAACGCUCCAGGCAGGGCAUCCACAGAUGCCCAGCUAAGCCUCCAGGCGUGCCGAUACAAUUCCCCUCCUUUAGCUUCACAGAUAUCAUACCGAACCUUCACCAAUUAAAGUGAGUUACAAGCGAUCCUGACUCAGCGACCUUUUCCCCAAAGAACAGAGCGGUACUCACCACAGGUCCACAGCCACCGUAGGCCAACCGCUCCGUGUCCCGCCGCACCGGCGCCUCGUCUCCAGGCGACCCGCCCGUGCCUCAAGUCCAGACUUUCCAUUCCUGCUCUCCAC
Messenger RNA from Gadus chalcogrammus (walleye pollock), 2039 nucleotides. RefSeq names its product BOLA class I histocompatibility antigen, alpha chain BL3-6-like. The record is from RefSeq and is a predicted model, not a curated record. NCBI's taxonomy places the organism in Eukaryota, Metazoa, Chordata, Actinopteri, Gadiformes, Gadidae. Gene Ontology annotation, cellular component: external side of plasma membrane. Bases 1 to 510 code for a protein of 169 amino acids. The transcript has 6 exons. Gene Ontology annotation, biological process: immune response.